AUGGGGGCGGGACCGGAACUGGACUGUGGGAUCCAUCUUGGUCUGGAUGGGACGGACGCUCUGCCGUACACUGACCUGAUGGACCUGGCUGAAAUGGACCUGCUGCUCAUCAGCCACUUCCACCUGGAUCACUGUGGAGCUCUGCCCUGGUUCCUGCAGAAGACCAGCUUUAAAGGACGCACCUUCAUGACUCACGCCACCAAGGCCAUCUACCGCUGGCUGCUGUCCGACUACGUCAAAGUCAGCAGAAACAGGCUUGAGUCUUCUCAAGACCCGCUCUUAUCUGGGGCCUAUGACGUGUUCGGCUUCUGACAGUGGAAUUUACCAAAAACAACCAAGUGUCCAGAUCUGCUUUUCUUCCUAUUGUUGCAGUGGAAGAAUGCUUGGACUAUUUUGAACACUUAUGCACAUAUGCCUUUCCUUGCCUGCUUUCUGCCAUCAUUCUCACCCUGUAGGAGGUUUAAUGAGUUUCUUUAAAGACUGCCCAUUCAAGGAAACCUUACUUACCUCUCCCUCUAUAUAAUAAACUGUUUUGUUGAAUGCA
Micropterus salmoides (largemouth bass) is the source of this 544-nucleotide messenger RNA. RefSeq names its product cleavage and polyadenylation specificity factor subunit 3-like. Gene Ontology annotation, biological process: mRNA 3'-end processing by stem-loop binding and cleavage. Gene Ontology annotation, cellular component: mRNA cleavage and polyadenylation specificity factor complex. The record is from RefSeq and is a predicted model, not a curated record. The transcript has 4 exons. Bases 1 to 312 code for a protein of 103 amino acids. Lineage: Eukaryota; Metazoa; Chordata; Actinopteri; Centrarchiformes; Centrarchidae. Gene Ontology annotation, molecular function: RNA binding; 5'-3' exonuclease activity; RNA endonuclease activity.